CUCGGUUUCUGUUUUACAGCUUGCGAACGGCACCGGUUCCACCACGGGACAGUGCCCGUACAGACCCGCUGGUGCUGGAGGGUUACGGCUGCAGUGAGCGGGAAGGUUUCCUCUCGCGGUAAAGUGACAUUGCUCAAGGAUGGAGAGAGAGGCUAGCGUUAGCUGCUAGCUGGCUAAGUAGCCCCGGCUCACAUGAGCUGGGGAUAAAAACAGGCCGUAUUCAGCCAGCUUUCUGAAUACUUCACCGACUUUAAACAUGUAGCUAUGAACGGUGUGCGUGUCGUGAUAAACAGGGCCUAUUAUCGAGCUAGCUCAUGUAGCCAGUGGAUGUAGCUACCCGAAAGGCUGACCGUGACUUCACCUCUGUCACUGUUUACUGCUGGGAUGCUGACUGUGUGUUUGUGGAGAAAGGCACUGAGGCUCGAAUCCGGUUGUUUGUUUUUUUUGGUUUCUAGUUGCUUCUGGUGUCAUUAAACACAAGUAGUAUCAUUGUGUAACGUUACUUAAGCUAUUAAAGAUGAGAAAAACCAACCAGAGUUAGAGCAGAGGACCAGAGAGACGUUCAAAGUCUAAACACAAGCUGCCACUUUCUCUUGUAAAAAGUGGGAGUGACAUUUUCAGGUGGGUCAGGUUUGUCAUUCCACCUAUGAACAAAGUACAGCUGGAGUGUGAUUGCUCUCAAGGCCAGGAUAUAAAAACAUUAAAAAAACACCUGACAAAACAUAAAAACAACAACUUUUUAUGAGUGCAUGAAUUGGGAUAAUAUGCAUAUAGCCCAAUAAAAACACGAAGCGAGAUAUAAAUGCAUAAACUUUUACUCAUGCACAUAUCUGAUCUGCAAUAAAGAUAGUGUAAUGUGUAAAGGUUAAUUAGGCAAUAUCACAUGAAAUAAAAAUGCAUUUUGUAGUACGUAAAUCUGCACAGAAACACAAACUGCUGUCGCCUUGUUAGAGACCUCUGAAUCUCUGCACAUCGCACAUUUCCUCAGUGAUUGCAAUGAAGAGAAACAAAAUGGCAGUUCGGUCUGAUCAGGCCAAAUUAGAUGCAUCAUAAGCAAUGUACACGUUUAGUGACGGGAGUGAAAGUUGGGAUAAGUAUAUACUGGACAAAAUCAAUUAAAUCUGUACUUGAUUUAUUGAUUUUUGUCCAUUUUGAUGUCUCCAGGUCAUAUUUUAGACACACACUUUGUUCUUAAGUUCACAUAAUCACUGAUCAAAAGUAUUCUAAUCUGUGCUCUCAUGGCUAACGUUGGCUGCAGGCUUGACAGCAUGCGUGAGUGAGUCGACAGGAGUUGAGUUGGGAAGCUCGAUGAGUGACUAACCCUGAUGACGAUGCUCAGUUGGGUCAGAGCUGGAGCCUCAGGCAGAUGAUGUCAUGGACGUGAGGGUAGAAGAUCGGUUGUAUUUGCUGACGAGGAAUUUGUGAAGCUCCGGUCUCAGUGUGUGAUGAAGAUGCUGUAGGUGGCCUUUGUAACAGUGACGCCGCAAACAUCUGAUGACCUCACAGCCAUCUGACGAGCCAAAAGAACGCAAAUAAUAAAGUGGAGGGUUGAUUUUGACUUCCCAUCUGACAGACUCUGUCUCCAGCCCCUGAACAUUUCAGUCGGAGCUGAGGGAUUACUUGCCCAGAGUGUGUAUCUGGCUAAGUAAUGUAGUUUGCCACCCAAAUUGGCUCGAUUUGGGGAGUGUAAGUUUAGCUCUGGCAUAAAGCUGUAUUAGCUUUCCCCCGAGAGGGAGUUGACGUCCCCUCCAGAGCUAGAGGCGCAUCAUCGAAAAGGAAGACCAUAACCUUGAAUGAAGGGCCUGACUUGGUGGAGGAGAACAGGCUUCUGACUUGCUGCAGGCUGCUCGGAUCUUCCUCACCCCUUUCCAGCUUUCCAACGUACCUGAAAGACCUGCAUUUGACCAGCUGACAGCUAGUCCGGUUUGUUGGACAUGUGGAUGCUGCUAACGCGGUUUUUGCAGCCAUUUUGGAAAAUCAUCUAGUUGUGAGACUUGUAGCUGAGGGGAAGGCCCAGCCAUGGAGGGUCUUGAGCAACUUGACAUAGUGGGUGAUAUCAGCCCAGCUCUUGAGGCCACCGAGGACUUUAUCCACUGCAUGGAUGGGAUACAAGGCCAAGGUCCGAGCCAAGCUCAGACAGGGACCCUCCAGCCUUCCAGGCAGCCCAAGCAGCUGCAGGAGGUCUCUAGCGCCGCACUGGGGAAGUUGAGCUCCAGCGGCGUGUGGAGCCUGCUGGCUGGAGAGCAGCCAGAGGUGGGGCCUCUAGGCCUGGCCUGGGCUGACAACUUCAGCGUGUUGGGACUGGGGAUGGGCCUGAGACAUGGCAAGAGAAGCCGAGCUCGCUCCACCAACGACCUGGCAGCCCAUACCAAGGAGUGCACCAACAACACCGCCAACUCCUCGUCCAACCCCGCUUUCAAGAAGGGACACAGCCGGUCCAGGUCAGACGUCAACUACCGGCCAUCUGCAUACACUGACAACGGACUGCCCACUGUGGACUGCAACACUCUGAAGAACAUGAUCCUCAACCACCAGCAAGAGGCUGAUAAAAGCAGCAGUGGCAGCGUAGUGAAGCAGGGUCAGAUGGAGCAGCGCGAGGGGCCCCGAGGCCGCUGGACACCCUGCCAUGUCGAGCUGACACCCUGUGAGCUCCGUCUGUACACUCUGGACAGCAGCGCCAACCGCCAGCUGGGCACCGCCUACUCCCUGUCACACUGCCAGAGCGUCAUUUUCCCAGCUCCAUGCAGCCAGCCCGGCCAGAUCACUCAACCCGCCGAUCAACGCACGCUCCAGGCUUUGUUCUUCAACAGCACACGUCUCCAGCUGAGGGCGGCCAGCCAAUGGGAGGCCAUGGAGUGGAGACGGCUGAUGUGGGAGAAGGUGCAGGCAGCCAGACCUGUGAGGCAGGAGAACCGCCAGCGUAAGAACGGAGCAGAAAACCAACAGGUCGCAAAGUUCCCUGCACCCAUGUCACCUUCCUCGUCGCCAUCUCCAUCUGGGCUCGACACUAGGCCUGAUGGGGACAGCGACACCCCCACCUCGGCGGAGGCAUCGCUCUCUCUCCAGCCGAAUUCUGGCAUCCUGAGCAGACCCACUACCUUGCCUCUGUUUACCCAACGGUGCCAGGACGUCCUCAAAGCUGGUCUGCUCCACCAGCUGAUGGAUCAGAACAACUGGCGGGCCUUCACCUUCGUCCUGACCAGAUCCAGUCUCCGGGCCUUCCCCACCGAGGGCCGUGGGUCCGUGUCCCAGCCUGCCCUCCAGUACUCCCUCGCCUCCUGCUUGGCCGUGCAGCAUGACCAGGAGCCGGAGAACGGAGAGACAUGGACAGAUAGAAGGGACUGCUUCCAGGUAGUUUUCCCCAAAGAUGUGCUCAGACUUCGGGCAGACGAUCAACUCAAGGCGCAGGAAUGGGUGGAGGCCCUGCGGGAUGCUGUCGGGGCGCAGAAGCCUGCCCAAGAAGAUGGUGGGGGAUCGGGAGAAGGUGCUCCAGGCCUCCAAGUAGUGCUGUUGAGAUCAAAACCAUCCAGGGAGAGGAGACAGCGGGAGGCCCAGAGAGCCAAGCGGCAGUCAGUCACCACCAGUUUCCUCAGUAUUCUCACCUGUCUUGCUGUGGAAAAGGGGCUCACUGCUCAGAGCUUCAGGUGUGCAGGAUCUUCCCCAGAGAAUACCUGCUACAGCACAUUCACCUGUACUCCAUGGCUGACCUGCAACAGGUGAUUGAUGGAAAACUGGCUCCCUUCUUGUCCAAAGUGAUCAAGUUCGCCAGCUCGCACGUUUUCAGCUGCAGUCUUUGUCGAGAGAAAGGCUUCAUCUGUGAGCUCUGCCACAACGGACAGGUCAUCUACCCCUUCCAGGAGAGCGCCACCAAGAGGUGUGACGGCUGCGGCGCCGUGUUCCACGCCGAGUGCCGGCAGAAAGCUCAGCCGUGUCCUCGCUGCGUUCGCCGGGAACUCCACCACAAGAGGCCGUCCUCCUUCUGGUCGCCCGAUGACGACAGCCCCGGGUGCUUUUACCUGCCCUACCAAGACACCUGAGACACACACACAGACACACACACAUGCAGUAACAGUUAGGCGCUACCAGGCCACGACUCUGGACAAAGUGCCUGUUUUUCUGAUGUGUGUGUGUGUGUGUGUGUGUGUGACUCCAGGACAGAUUUGGUGACAGUUUUGACCUGAGGACGAGCUCAGAGCGUCUGAUCCAUCGUCAGGUUUGUGUUUAUGUGUGUGUGUACUUGCUAACACACACACACACACACCUGAGCAAAGCCCCCCUUUGUCCUACUGUAAAGAGCAGGGAGAAAACCAACUGAAGGACUGCUGCAACAGGCUUUACAGACUCAACUAUGUGUAUUUUGUAGUCCAACAUUCAUGUCAAGAGGGAACCCUCUGCUUUCAUCCUCUCACCACAUCACUCCCUUCACUUAUUUCUCAUUCCAGGGGUUGAAUGCAUGAAAUCACAGCAGAUAAACCGGAGAAAUUUCUACUAAUAUUUGAAACAUUUUGGUGGUUUAUUCUAACUAACAACUUCCACCGGGCAUACUAAAGUUUAGUGUUGAAACAAUUAGCCAGUGUUCUAGGUUCUGUAAUGUGUGUGACUAUAAGCCGAACAAAAAAAAAGGCUUAUUGAAAAUGUCAACUUGGCCCUUGAGAACAUGUAAUGGUGUUUUUUGUCUUUACAGACUGAUUACCUGAGAAUUAAUCUAUGAUGAAAGUAAUCAUUAUUCGUAGCUCUACUCAUGUUAAAGCACCCAAAACCAUUUCAGUAUUAAAGUCUCACGCCUUGAAAAAGUAGCUGUAAAACAUUUAUAGACUCCCUCCAUACAGAGAGUAGCAGCUGCUGUCAGCUUGGAUUCAUGUCAGUUACAAUGAAAUCAAAUAUUAAAGGAUAGGUUCAGUCUGGCCCGUGACACUCUAAAUCUGCUGUUUGAUUGGCAGAUAUCCAGAUGAUUUGUAUAAUUCAGACCGCUAAAGCCUCAUUAAUUCCAGAUAAACUUAUUUUUGUACAGAACGAGAGCUGUGGAUUUUGUCUUCCAUCACCUGCAUUGAAAGGCAUGGACAGGAGGAAGAUUACAGCGAGAAAAAAACACAAACACACUUGGGUAGAGGCAUUUAAGUAUUGUUUUAAGACGGACUGUGAACCUAUCCUUUUCAACAUCAAUAGAAACUGUUCAGACCCCUCCUGCAGCACAGUCCACUGUUUCACUGUCCAUCUGUAAGCUCACCACGUUCCAAACAAACCAUUAUAUUUGCUGUAAUGUGGCUGAAUACAAUUCCUCGAAAGCCUGGGCAAGGGAUAAAUCCAAGGAUGCACUUCCUGUUCUGGCGUGAGCUCCAGGAGACUCGCAGGUCGAUUGGUUUAGGUACUGGCGAGAGGAUGGAAAACAAUCCAGGAAGUCCAGUUUGAGUAUCAGAUUGAUGCGUUUUAGGGCUCCUUUGACACUGCAGAGUGCUCUAUCGUACUCUGAGACAGGAUUUUACAACUCUCUUUCGUCACAGCAGAAACACAGUGUUCAUGUUAUAAAGUGACGCUUGCACAUUGAGUCAGCUUUUUUGCUAGAUGACCGUAAAGUGGAUUACGCUGCAGUUUCAUGAGAUCCUGGGGACAUUUUGCUACUUUUUGCCCAACCGUGACAUCAUGUCGCCACUGAAGUCUAUUGUAACUGACUGAACCAGACACUACGAAAAACAAAACACAAAUGUCAUAUUCAAGUCUUCAUGGGGAGUAUUUGAUUAGAUUUUGGGUUCACAUCGGCUCUAACUGGAGCCUUUAGGUUGGAAUGUUUUACCAACUAAUAAUAAUAAAAUAAUUAAAAGUGAUAGCUGUGAUUGAAGAAUAGAAAUCCCUCCAUCCUGUUUCCGUCUCUCCUUUAUCAGGUCUCAUUCUCCUCGAACCGACUCAUUUCACUUGUAGAUGUGGAAUGAAAGAUGUUGUUUAACUCACCGAUUUCACUCGUUUUCCCAGUGUUCUUUUAAUGUAAAGGACUUUAAUUCAAAAGGGACACUGUGUCCGUCCGUCUGAGCACACUCUCUUCCCUCCAUCACUCUAACUGUAAAAUAACAGGGGCAAUAAUAUACUGUAACUUAUUUUCAUUGUUGCCUUUCCCCUCCUCUCUUCCUCUGUGAUUCUACUUCCUGUUGUGCUUUAUUCAUGCAGAAUCUAUUGAACAUGAUAGCAGCUUUAGCUUUUAGUAUCUCUAUGCAACCUAGAUGGCCUUUCUAACCCACUGCUUUCAUGUGUAAAGGUCUGGAAACACUUUGGUUUACAUUUUCUGAACACUGCUGCACCGGCUGUGUUUCCAUCCUGUGUUACGGCAAAAUCUUAAAGACAUGUUGGGAAAAUAAAGUCAGCUUUGUUUCUGACCGCUGGUUGUAGAUAAAUCUCCAGUCAAAUCAACACAGAAAAUCAUUUAAUCAUCAUUUUUGUAUUCAGUUUUUGGUUUUGUUUAAAGUUUUUGGUGGGUGUUGGAAACUAAAGUUAAUUUUUAUAGUUGGAUACAAUAAGGUUUUUAUUUUUUCUACAAACAAAACACUCAGAAAUGACACCUUAUGGGAGAGUAAACAAUUCCUCCAUGGAUCUUUAAAAGCUGCACUCCCUGAUUUUGCUUCUCAACAGUUGAUGUUUAAGUUUCUAAAUAUCCGACAAGCUUGGAGAAAAUCUCGAGCAUCAUAAAGUCACUGACUGCAGCUUUAAAGUUCGAUAUAGUAGAAUUUGUAAUGAUGUGGAUGGAAAUGUAGCUGCUAUUUCUUCUUAUUUCCUUUUCUGACAAACUGAAGUCUGGGCGCAGCUGGAUUUUAUCUUAAUUUCAGUGUUAAUUCUUCGCUCAUCUGUCACCUCUUUAACUUCUUUUUUUCAGCUUGUUUGAGCUAUAAAAACAUGUUAAUGUUGAAGGUAAUGAACACGUUGCUGUGAUCAGCAGCUGAUACAAACCCCGGGUAUGGGUUUAUUCGUGAAUAUGUAUUUUUGUAAAAAAGAAAAUCAGAGAUUCAUGUUUAUGAAGCAUGAAGGAUAGUGUAGACUGAAACUAAAUAACCUAGUGUAGUUGAAAGUAAGGCAGGAGAAGUGCACUGAUGUCAGCUGAUUACAUUUUUUUUGUUUUUAUUUUAUUUUGAAAGGUAAAACCUGCAGCUGUGUCAGCUGAUAUUAAUAUGAAAUGUUUAAGUUACUGUUGACUGAUUGUACCUGCUGCACAAAUACUGGAAAGGUUGGUUGAAGUAUUUUUGUGUUUUGACUGUGUGAAGUGUUUUCUUUGUUUAAAUCAUGCUGUGCAUUUGCUUACCACAGAGCCCGGCAGGUUUCAGGGAUUUGUUUUUAUUUGUGCUCAUAGAUUAGAGCUCUGCACAGAGACCUGACCUGGCUGAACCAGACUGGUACUGCCAAAUUUGAGAACCAAACCUACCCCACAAUCCAAAGCUAUAGUUCUCUUUUCUGUCACCAAAAAUAGCCUCAACCGGCCGAAGCUCGAAGCUUUACGCAGCUAAACAGCUCCAACCAAGUUGGUGGCUGUACUCCUAAGAUCGCUAAUGCGAGAGUACGAAUGAAUACAAUGUGUAUUUAAAUAAACUGUUAGUUUGUAAAAUAUGUUUAAGGGAUGUUAAUGUUGUUCAACAAACAUCUGAUUCUGUACAUCUGAAAAUGAAGUGCUUUAGAUAAUCUGGAUAAGCUUUUGGCAUGUUUAAGACUUGUGUUCUUGGGCCCUGUUGAACCUACGUGUAACGAUGUUGCUGAAGGUUUCUGGGUGGAAUUUGCUCUUUAGAAUUUUAAGUGUAGCUACA
Molecule: messenger RNA, 7778 nt
Organism: Morone saxatilis (striped sea-bass)
Lineage: Eukaryota; Metazoa; Chordata; Actinopteri; Moronidae
Gene: plekhm3
Product: pleckstrin homology domain containing, family M, member 3
Source: RefSeq, a predicted model, not a curated record